AUGGAUCCACGGGGUAAUCCAGUUGUUGACCCAUCAAAAUUGGAUUUCGAAGCUGUAACAAAUUUGCUUCCAAGACAGGCUACUUUCAACACAAGAAGGUUAUCUGAUAAAGAAUAUUUGCCGGAUUUGGAAAGCAAGAUAAGAGAAGUCUGUGAAGCAAGCCUACCAAAGGUGGUAGAAAUGAAGAAGAGAAAAGAAGAAGAGCUAAGAAAGCUGGUUGAAAAAGUGAAGAUUAAUGCAAAGCUUGCUGCUGAAGAGGAUCAGAAAGCUGAAGAAGAACAGAAGAAGAAAGAAGAACCGGUGCUAAAAGAGAUUGAUGAAAAGAUUGAGAAUUUGAAGCUUGUUAGUGAUGAUGGUGCUGGUGACGAGAAGAAGGAAGAGCUGAAGCAUAAAGAGACAGCUGAAGACACUGAGGUGCCAAUCACUGAGGUGCUCAUCGGAACCACAGACUGUGAGAUUGCAAACUGGAGCAACCUGGCACAUGGAGGGGAGGAAGAGGUUGCAGGACCCUGGUUUGGUUGA
Molecule: messenger RNA, 522 nt
Organism: Helianthus annuus (common sunflower)
Lineage: Eukaryota; Viridiplantae; Streptophyta; Magnoliopsida; Asterales; Asteraceae
Product: protein MNN4-like
Exons: 2
Coding region: 1-522 (173 amino acids)
Source: RefSeq, a predicted model, not a curated record